This is a messenger RNA of Drechmeria coniospora, 1398 nucleotides long. RefSeq names its product O-acetylhomoserine-lyase. The transcript is spliced from 6 exons. Gene Ontology annotation, molecular function: pyridoxal phosphate binding; transferase activity, transferring alkyl or aryl (other than methyl) groups. The record is from RefSeq and is a predicted model, not a curated record. NCBI's taxonomy places the organism in Eukaryota, Fungi, Ascomycota, Sordariomycetes, Hypocreales, Ophiocordycipitaceae. The coding region runs from base 1 to 1398 and encodes 465 amino acids. Gene Ontology annotation, biological process: transsulfuration.
AUGAACCCUCUCCCCCUCCUUGAAACUAUUGCCUCACCCUCUCUGCCGUCCAAGUCACACCCGCUCCGCUUCCCCUUCACUGCUACAGAAGCAGUCAUGUCGGAUCUCAGCAAACACUUCGAAACGUUGCAGCUCCAUGCGGGCGCCGAGCCUGAUCCGACGACCAAGUCGAGGGCGGUGCCCAUCUACGCGACGACGAGCUUCACCUUUGAUGACUCGGCCCACGGAGCGAGGCUGUUCGGCCUCAAGCAGUUCGGCAACAUCUACAGCCGCAUCAUGAACCCCACCGUCGACGUCUUCGAGAAACGCAUGGCGGCGCUCGAAGGCGGCGUCGCCGCCCUCGCCUCCUCCUCCGGACAGGGCGCCCAGUUCAUCACCAUCGCGACGCUCGCCCACGCCGGCGACAACAUCGUCUCCACCACCAACCUCUACGGCGGCACCUACAACCAGUUCAAGGUCUUCCUGCCCCGCCUCGGCAUCCGCACCAAGUUCGUCGACGGCGACAGGCCCGAGGACUUUGCCGCCGCCAUCGACGACAAGACCAAGGCCGUCUACGUCGAGAGCAUCGGCAACCCGCGCUACAACGUGCCCGACCUCGAGGCCAUCGCCAAGGUGGCGCACGACAAGGGCGUCCCCCUCGUCGUCGACAACACCUUUGGCGCCGGCGGCUACUUUGUCCGACCCAUCGACCACGGCGCCGACAUCGUCGUCCACUCGGCCACCAAGUGGAUCGGCGGCCACGGCACCACCAUCGGCGGCGUCGUCGUCGACUCCGGAAAGUUUGACUGGGGCAAGCACGCCAAGCGCUUCCCCCAGUUCGUCGAGCCGAGCGAGAGCUACCACGGCAUCAACUUCUGGGAGACCUUUGGCCCCAUUGCCUUCAUCAUCCGCGCCCGCGUCGAGGUCCUGCGCGACCUCGGCGCCACCCUGAACCCCUUUGCCGCCCAGCAGCUGCUGCUCGGCACCGAGACGCUGAGCCUGCGCGCCGAACGCCACGCCCAGAACGCCCUCGCGCUGGCCAAGUACCUCGAGAAGAGCACCCACGUCAGCUGGGUCUCGUACCCGGGCCUCGAGAACCAUCCGUCCUACGCGACGGCCAAGAAGUACCUCAAGAAGGGCUUCGGCGGCGUCCUGAGCUUCGGCGUCAAGGGCGGUGCCGCCGCUGGCAGCCAGGUCGUCGACGGCUUCAAGCUCAUCUCCAACCUUGCCAACGUCGGCGAUGCCAAGACGCUCGCCAUCCACCCCUGGACCACGACGCACGAGCAGCUGUCAGACAAGGAAAAGGUCAGCUCCGGCGUCAGCGAGGACCUGAUCCGCAUCUCGGUCGGCAUCGAGCAUAUUGACGACAUCAUUGCCGACUUUGAGCAGUCGUUCAAGGCUGCUGCCGCCACCGCCUAG